Culicoides brevitarsis is the source of this 1566-nucleotide messenger RNA. RefSeq names its product gastrin/cholecystokinin type B receptor. Gene Ontology annotation, biological process: neuropeptide signaling pathway. NCBI's taxonomy places the organism in Eukaryota, Metazoa, Arthropoda, Insecta, Diptera, Ceratopogonidae. The transcript has 3 exons. Gene Ontology annotation, cellular component: plasma membrane. The coding region runs from base 1 to 1566 and encodes 521 amino acids. The record is from RefSeq and is a predicted model, not a curated record. Gene Ontology annotation, molecular function: neuropeptide receptor activity.
AUGGACGAUGAUAGUAUCCGUGCAACAAACACAAACGAAUCCAAUCAACCGUUUAUAAAAUGGCAGGAGACGACACUCAUACAAGGAAUUAUCUCGACUUAUUACAAAAGCAACGGCAGCAGCAAUUCUAUCGUGACACCCCAACCACUCAUUCAGCAAGAUUUCCUGCGAAGCGGCAAUAAUUUCUACGUUAAUGAUAAUUCGUUGAACGGCACCGACACAAGUAAUUGGUUCAAUUCAGACGCUUUAUUGAUCCUCUUUGUCUUGUAUGCGAUUGUCAUUUUUGGCGGGAUUUUCGGAAAUGCCUCGCUCGUUAUCUCGAUUUGUGCCCAAAAGUCGGGACGCCUGAGGAAACCGCUGCUCUUCGCAUUAUGUGUCGCCGAUUUGUUGGUCGUGGGAGUCUCGGCUCCGCUAAGUAUCGUUUUGCUGUCACUGACAUACGAUCCGUGGCCCCUUCAAGUUGUGGGAUGCAAGGCAAUACAUUAUUUACGGUCUUUGCCGGUAGCAGCAAGUACCAUUUGCCUCCUCAUGCUAUCUCUUGAUCGAUACUCGACGGUGCGGCAUCCGCGUCUCUCGCAACUCGGUCAACGUCGUUACCUGCCAAUAAUUUUAGCAAUAAGUGCAUGGAUUAGUGCAUCGAUAAUUUGUAUUCCAAUCUUACUGGCGUACGGAACAACGUCUAAGAACAGCGUCACGACAUCGACAAUUUGUAGUGCGGAUUAUGGGUCACGUGACUUGCAUAUCGGAUUUAUUUUGGUUCACACGUUGCUGGUUUUUGUCGUGCCGGGCUUUGGCGUUCUCAUGAAUCACUUGGGUGUGCGGAAGAAGUUGUGUGCGUUGUCGUUGACAGCGAGAGCGGCACACGGGGAACUACCACUGCCAAUGCCCAUUUUGAGGCGACCUACGCACAUGAUUAUUGUCACGGGAAUGGCAAAUGCUGCACGUGCUGCCGGAGUUGAAAGUUCGGACGAUGAGUUGGGCGAUGGAGCGAAUAAUGCCACGGGUACGGGCGAGAGGAAACUUAUUUCAACGAGACUUAGACAGGUGCCUCGAACUCCAAGAUCAAUUAGACGUGCGCAAGAGACAAACAACGGAUCGUCACGUGCAAAAGUGGAAAAGCCAUCAAGUGACUUGCCGCUUCCUCAAACCUCAACGUUGCGUUCCCGUCGACGUCUCGCCAACAUUCUCGUCGCUGCCGCAAUAAUUUUUCUCCUCUUUUGGAUUCCGCACGUUUUGUGUCUGCUGUGCUUCGAGCUGGGCGGCACGCGUGUUUGCACCAAAAGUGUCGCCGAAUUCAGUCUUUUACUCGGAUACGCGCACUCCGCCAUCAGUCCAAUCAUGUACUGGACCCUGAAUCAUAACUCGCUGAGACAAUCAUGUUGCGCUCCGUGCUCCCGAAUGACGUCGGCGCCGCGCGUUCUCCGGUCUCAUUUGCGAUUCCGAACGCCCCCGCCGCCACCAAGUAGCACAAAUGAAGCGGCUUUGGGCCCCUUUAAUCCGCGUUAUAUCAAGGCACGUCCUCAAAAUAUGUACCGUCCUCCAGCGUCAUCGCAUUACUUGUACUAA